This is a messenger RNA of Lepisosteus oculatus (spotted gar), 4516 nucleotides long. The record is from RefSeq and is a predicted model, not a curated record. Lineage: Eukaryota; Metazoa; Chordata; Actinopteri; Semionotiformes; Lepisosteidae.
AAUAAAAGAAAAAAGAAAAAAAGAAGGAAAAAAUGUAUCUCCUGCACGUGUGACUUUUCUUCCCCCCUUUCUCUGUCGCUGGUCACUAAACCGAAUGUGAUUGAAAUACAGUUAUUCUGAAGGUUCCUGUGUUAAUGCCAAGUAAUUUAUUAUACAAGUGCGAUUUUUUUUUCCCAUAACAAAAUUCGUUUGCUGUUAGUGUAUACCUGUCUUAAAUACCGCUGGGUUGCUGUAUCAUGAUUUAUAUCUUAUGGACAAGAGUAAUACUGGUACAUUACGUCUUGUAAUCUCGUUUUAAAUCACAGUCUUGCUGUUUCAGUUCCCUCUGCCUUUUUAUUUAACGCUCCUCGCUUCUGCUGGUUGGCAGUGUCGUGCAGGUAUUGUAAUUGGGAGCCCCAAUUUUCGAACUUUAAUAGUUUCCUUGCUCAGAGGCAGUUAAUGCAUUAAUGAGAGUAAUUUCUGCACAGCUGUUUCUCGGUGUUUGCAGGUUCGGUGUGUAUUUUUGAUAUUACAAAGGAACAGGCCGAUGCAAUAUCUCAAACUCUGACAACCAAAUAGAUAAUCAGGAAGACGAAUGGCUUCUUUUGUAAGGCGCAGCUCCUGUAUUAAUUCUCAUUUUCGUUUCUUAGAGCAAGUAUCGAAAAUAUAGAGCAGAACAAAAUAACAUUCCAUUUGCGGUUUAUAACUUUAAACAAGAAUGCAACCUUAAAUUGCUCUGAAAGAAUGCCCCCCCAACCCCCCACCCCCCCAAGAAAAAGCACGGAUUCUCCAUUACAGCGGGGCCGUGGUAUCUGAAAUAGGGAGCUCCUUUUUUAGUGCAUGAAACCAGUGCACAAAGGAAUAAAAAUCUUAACAGCAUCAUAAAUUCACACCCGAUUUAAGAGUGCAUUAACCGCCAAGCUGGGGUUUACGUGCUUUUAAAUGCCGGUGGGAAAUUGCAUUUUGAUAUGAAUAUUUUCAGAGGCUGGUAACCGUCGUUACCUCCUUUAUCGUUUAAAUGUGGGGGAGAGCGAGUGAAUGAACACAUUAAAUUUUUUUUGAAUAUACCUUGGGACAUUGUGAACUGUCUGCUGUAGCCCAUUUUCUAUUCCAUACCGGGUCACUUUUAAGACGAUCGGGGUGACUCAGCACGUCAGUAUGUGGAGGUACAUCUGCGUGUGCCCCCAAACCGCCUCACAAAAGGCACAAACCACCACAACUUGUGAAAUAAAUGGUUUUGUGUGUGGCGUCAAAUACAAUAUGCACCUAGGAAUUCUAUUCUAACCUCCCGAAUCAAAGCUUCUGGCCUGUCCGUUUGAAUGGGGCGAAUAGGUUUCUAUAGGACCCAAAGUUCACAGCCAUUAUUUGUAGACAGAGCUCAAGAAAAAUGCGAGAAUUAUACAGAAAAUCAUUAAUCACUUCUUUUCUUUAAAUACUCCUUCUCUUCUAUUGUUAUUCAGCGGCAAAUCUGGACAGACCUUCUGCUGGGAGAAGAGAGAAAAAAAGGGCUUUGGAAGACACGUGAAGAUCCUCCUGGCUUUGUUGUGGCAUUUUUUUCUCCGCUCCUCAACAAACUCGGGCCUCCAGCAAACUUUAUUUUUUGAUUUUAGUGUUUUAAGAGAAUAUCCUGCGAAAAUGAAGACAUUAGCCGAAGACUUCAGCGGAGAGCGGAUGAGAGCGCCAAAGUUCCUACACACCACCGAGACACGUCACUCUCGUUUAAAAUCUUUGGGUGACAAACGACACAAUUUCGGUCAGCUUGCAAGAGCCCGCUGGAGAGAGACGGUCACGUGACCCCUGGGGCCAAUGUUCUUCCAGAAGGUCGUCAGGACCCUGGUAGCCGGUGCAACUAAUUUCGGAGAUGCAGAAAACGACCUACUACGACAACUCGACACUUUUCGGAGGCUACUCGUACCAAGGAGCCAACGGCUUCGGCUAUGAGGCCCCCCAGCAGACCUUCCAGGCGUCGGCCCACCUGGAGAGCGACUACCAGCGAUCGGCGUGCUCGCUGCAGUCCCUGGGCGGCGGCGGCGGCGGCGGCCCGCCACACGCCAAAGCGAAAGACCUCAACGGGAGCUGCCUGCGCCCCAGCCUGCCACCUGAGCACCCACAGGCCCCCCCCGUCUCCCCUCCCCAGAACCCUGCCAGCUCCGCCAACAGCAGCUCGGCGCAGCAGCCGGGCGGCAGCAGCAGCAGCAAAGCCGCCGCCGCCGCCAGCAAGGCCUCGUCCCUCCCCCCCAACCCCAACCUCACCAAGCAGAUUUUCCCCUGGAUGAAGGAAUCGAGACAGAACUCGAAGCAGAAAAACAGCUCCCCGAGCGCAGCGGAGAGCUGCAGCGGCGAGAAAAGCCCCCCGGGCUCGGCCGCCUCCAAGCGCGCGCGCACGGCCUACACGAGCGCGCAGCUGGUGGAGCUCGAGAAGGAGUUCCACUUCAACCGCUACCUGUGCCGGCCGCGGCGCGUGGAGAUGGCCAACCUGCUGAACCUCAGCGAGCGGCAGAUCAAGAUCUGGUUCCAGAACCGGCGGAUGAAGUACAAGAAGGACCAGAAGUCCAAGGGCAUGGGCUCCUCCUCGGGGGGGCCCUCGCCGACGGGGAGCCCCCCGCUGCCCAUGCAGUCCUCCGCGGGUUUCAUGCACUCGAUGACGGGCGGCUAUGACGCGCCUUCCCCGCCCGCUUUUAACAAGCCUCACCAGAACGCCUAUUCCGUGUCCACAGCCUACCAAAACCCCAUGAAAAGCUGCCCUUCCCAACAGAAGUACGCCAACACAGCGCCAGAAUACGACCCCCACGGUCUACAGGGUAACGGCAACAGCUACGGAACUCCUAACAUCCAGGGUAGCCCGGUCUAUGUCGGCGGGAACUAUGUGGAUUCCAUGGCGGGCUCCGGCCCGACCCUGUACGGCCUGAACCACAUGGCGCACCACCAGGCCAACAGCAUGGACUACAACGGCGCCGGGCAGAUGCCGCCGAGCCAGCACCACGGACCGUGUGACCCUCACCCGACAUACACCGACCUCUCAGCGCACCACCCGCCUCCGGGCCGAAUCCAGGAGGCGCCCAAGCUCACGCAUCUGUAGCAGGUUUGGCACGCGAAGGGGACACUAACACGCGGGGGCGCCUGCGACGGGAUCGAGCAGCAACGGCAACAGCAACGGAAAGAUCCAGUGGUUUCUCGUGUCCCGCGAAGCGUGGAAAUUCGGAUGGCUUUUGUUUUUUUUUUUUCAUUUUAAAAAUAAGCGAGAGACAGAAGAGUUCCACACGUUUUCUUUUCGGUUGACGUGCAAUUGUACGUGUGACGUACCCCCUGACCACCCUUUUUUUUAAAAAAAAAACAAACAAAAAUAAUUCAGAAACGGGGUAAGACGGGGUAAUUGUAGUCGGUUAACCCAAUAAAAUCCGCCAUAUAUUAUAUGUAUAUGGGCCGUGCCGCUGUGCGUGUAGGCUUUUCAGCACAAAGUCUCCUCAAGGUGAUUUUGUGGUGUGUGGGGGGGCUUUUUUUUAGUCUUUCUGGUAAUUUCCAGUGUUUUGUACAUCGUCGCCCAGACAGAGGUUCCCAGCUAGUGAACGAUCAGUCCCUGGCACCAAGGAAACCACUGGAUUGUCGGCUCUCGCUUUCUUUCCUUACCUCUAUCCUCUAACGUCACCUUAACUCACCCUCCCCCUGCGCCCGCGCCCACCUCCACGGAUAGCGAGAAGAGAGGCGAGCAGCUCAAACUUAGUCUUCAGCACAGCGUCUACAAACGGGAAGCUAAGUUCACGCGUCACUCCCCCUGCCACCCCCACCUCUGCCCGUCUUCUCUGCUCCGAGACCCCACCUUUCUCUCUGUCUGUCUUUAGGGUUCACUUACAUGAGGUAGCACCAAUGCAAAACAACCCCCCCCCCACCUUUAUCUUCUCUUGACUUAACGUGAAAACAGGGUAUAUUUGAACACAAUGCGUGCCCGAGGAAUGAAGCAGAAGUGAAGAUGUUUCGGUUUUCGCUCGUGCUUCUUGUCCCGGCAUCAUUGUUGCACUUAGAGUUUACAUUUUAAUGGGUAAAAGAAAAUAAUGAAACAACUUAUUUUCGAAGGAAAGACCUCCAAUCAGCUCAAUCGUGGCCGUCUUUCUAUACGUGUGUUCGAGUGAACAUUCAUAAAUAUAUAUAUUUAUUUGUUAUAGCCAGUUUAAAUAUUUUCUUUUUUGUAUUAUUUAUCCCCCCCGACAUUAUGUAUUUAUAUCAAGAAAAAAAAAUGUACUUUUUUAGUAUUGAUCUGUUACGAAAGACGUUGUGUUCAUGUCAUUGUAAGCAAAUUUCUUUUAGUUCUUGUAUUCUAGGCAGAUGAGUGGUUUUAUGUCAGCCUUGUACAUAUAAAUAAUGUAAUGAGUUAUACUGCAGGCAUGAGGACGGACCCAGACUGUUACUGCAUAGUGGCGAAUUAGAAGUCUAGCUUAACUUCCUUUUCGAAAAUCUCCUUUUGUUCCUGGUAGUUACUUUUCCUUUCCUUGCUGAGAGUUGUCUGUUGAACAAUUCUUUGAAUAAAAUUUUCUGUUAUUCA